CAUCCCUAUUAACGCUCUCCCCUCCACUUGCUUUACUAGGAAAGAUAAGGAAGCUCUGACACAUUCGAACAUAUUCAGAUUUUUAGGAUGGCACCUCCAGCGGCCAGGCAAAGAUACAAUGCCAAUAAACAGGAAAACUCAGUGUCAAGGAAACCCCAAAAGAAGCUGCCAAAUGCAGCAGUAGUCAAAAAAGAAAAUAAAAAGACGAGCACAUUGAAGAAGUCAUCCGUUAGUGAAAACAUAUCCGCAUCGGAUAAAUCUAAUGUGGUUCCGUCUGUGGCAUUUAAGACUUUUGUCAGUGCUCGUUUAUGCAGUGCCAUCUGGGCUUACAUCUCAGACUGUGAUGAGACAUACAACUAUUGGGAACCCUUAAAUUACAUUAUAAAUGGCUAUGGUUUGCAGACAUGGGAAUACAGCCCACAGUUUGCUUUGCGUUCGUAUACGUACUUAUUGCUGCAGGGAGUACCGGGAUGGAUUUAUCAGAAGAUUUUUCAUCCUAGCCCGGUGCUUAUAUUUUACAUGAUACGUUGCAUGUUGGGUUUUGGUUGUGCAGUUAUGGAGCGGUUUAUGUACAAAUCCAUUUGUCAGGAAUUUGGUAUUCAUAUUGGUCGCCUUUGGCUUAUCUUCCAACUGUUUAGUGUUGGUAUGUUUAUAUCUAGUACAGCACUAUUGCCUUCGUCAUUUGCCAUGUACUUUGGCUGCUCGGCAUUGGCGGCGUGGUGGACUAAAAAAUAUCCUCUUGCAAUAUUUUUUGUGGCAAUCGCUGCCCUUUUGGGCUGGCCAUUCUCAGCAAUUAUAGGCCUUCCCAUUGCUUUGGAUAUGUUAGUGCGCAAACGUAUGUUCCGCACUUUCUUCUUAUGGGCUGGCAUCUCGUUCGUAACCAUUGCUAUUCCCAUGAUUGUGAUUGACUCGUCAUACUUUGGAAAAAUAACAUUCGCACCUCUGAAUAUUGUUCUGUAUAAUGUGUUCACCAGCCAUGGGCCAAAUAUAUUUGGGACCGAGCCUCUAAGUUACUAUUUGAUUAAUGGAUUUUUAAAUUUCAACAUAGUCUGGAUUCUUGCGUUAAUUACUCCAAUAAUGUUGAUAAUCGAUUACUUUGUAGUGCCAGCCAAAUCAAGUUCUACUCUCAAUUUCCCCCGUUACAUAACUUUGGCACCAUUUUAUCUAUGGCUGGUGGUAUUUUUUGCCCAGCCACAUAAGGAGGAGCGAUUCCUUUUCCCCGUAUAUCCACUAAUAUCGCUAUGUGGUGCCAUUACCGUCGAUGUGUUCCAGCGCAUAUUUUUCCGCCUCAAAACGCUGUUGGUUAAAAUAAAAAACUCCAGCACUGCAACCCAUUAUUUGGACCACACAAUGUUCAUAGCCAUAAUUAUUAUGAUUAUAAGCACAGUUACCGGGCUUUCACGAGUCUUUGCCUUAUAUCGGAACUAUCAUGCUCCGAUGGAUCUAAUGAUGGAACUUAGUCAAUUUAAAACAUCCACUGAGUAUAGAGAAAAUCAGAUCUAUAAUGUAUGUAUCGGUAAAGAUUGGUAUCGUUAUCCCGGAAGUUUCUUCUUUCCGGCAACAAAUUUUAGGCUUCGUUUUUUGAAAUCGGAAUUUAAGGGAAUGUUGCCGGCCUAUUAUGCAGAGGGCGAAAAUGCCACACAAAUAAUCCAUCCAUAUUUUAAUGAUAUGAACCAAGAGGAUGAACGCAUGUAUUUUCCAUACGAUGAUUGCCAUUUCCUAAUUGAUUUUGAUGAGGGAAAAUAUACCGAACUGGAGCCUAGCUAUUCCAAACGAACCAAAGAUUGGACGAUAAUGAAGAGUUUGCCAUUUUUAAUACAAGAUAAAUCGCAUCGAAUUUAUCGGGCAUUUUAUAUACCAUUCCUAACCGACAAUUAUACCUCCUAUGGCAGUUUUAAUCUAUUAAAAAGGAAGAAAAUGAAAUUGAGUUAGAUUUAAGAUCUAAUUUAUUUAAAUACAAAUCUGGCCAAAUAAAAGUAAAAAGUUUAAUUUAUAA
Musca domestica (house fly) is the source of this 1996-nucleotide messenger RNA. RefSeq names its product alpha-1,2-mannosyltransferase ALG9 (gene Alg9). The coding region runs from base 88 to 1932 and encodes 614 amino acids. The record is from RefSeq and is a predicted model, not a curated record. Gene Ontology annotation, cellular component: endoplasmic reticulum membrane. Gene Ontology annotation, biological process: protein N-linked glycosylation. Lineage: Eukaryota; Metazoa; Arthropoda; Insecta; Diptera; Muscidae. Gene Ontology annotation, molecular function: alpha-1,2-mannosyltransferase activity. The transcript is spliced from 4 exons.